Culicoides brevitarsis is the source of this 1514-nucleotide messenger RNA. Its product is annotated as beta-1,4-glucuronyltransferase 1-like. The transcript is spliced from 5 exons. NCBI's taxonomy places the organism in Eukaryota, Metazoa, Arthropoda, Insecta, Diptera, Ceratopogonidae. The record is from RefSeq and is a predicted model, not a curated record. Bases 150 to 1514 code for a protein of 454 amino acids.
ACGAGUGAUAAUGUUUUUUUAAAACGUGUUUGAGCAGUCACAGCAGCAAGUUUAGUUAUUUGUCGUCGUCGUCGCGUCAUUAUUGUGCCAAAAUUGUUUACUUUUUUAAUCGAAUAAUCGAAUAUUUUAUAAGAAAAAUACCAAAGACCAUGGAUUACAGUGUGCUCCAACAUGUAAAUGUGACGCGGAGACUUACGCGCAUCAAUUUUUUGCCAUAUUUUAUGAGUUUAAUUCUUGUUGUUGCCACUUUUUAUGCAGGACGUUACUCAAAAAGUGAUAGUUGUGUGAGAUAUUACGACGAAAGUUCUUUUAAUCGACAUUUUUUGCAAGAAAAUGCAACGACAACAGAAGAAGUUGCCACAAAUUCUUCGGAAAUUGCACCGUCGGACGAUAUCACGGCACUUAGACAAAAACUCAAUUGUUACGACAAAGAUAACGUUUAUCAAAUAGAGAGACGAGGACCAUAUUGGGCACUAAAGAACUACAUUCCAUCGAGACUGAAAGCGAAAUGUCACGAAUCGAUCACUUACACGACGCAUGGGGACUUUUCCUUUCUCGACAACAUCAUUCCGCUCCUAAAAAGAUGGAAGGCUCCGAUCAGCAUUUCGAUAUAUUGUCCCGGCGACGAUUACGAAAUUGCCCUUCGUUCGGCGAUUUAUUUGCGAAAAUGCUCCACGGAACGUGACUUGGUCAAGGAUUUCGUGACUUUUCACAUGUUUUUUGAACGAGCCCAUACGCCAAAAGAAGUCGUUCAAGAUGUUGCCGCCUUCGAGAGCAAGUACGAAUGCGGAGUUAUGGCGCCUUUCAUGGAUAUCCCGCCUGAGAGCAAGUACAAAAGCAAGCAAAAUCUCACAUAUCCCAUAAAUGUUGGACGAAACAUUGCACGGGAAGCAGCUUUGACUCAUUUUGUGUUGGCGAGCGAUAUUGAAUUGUAUCCGAAUCCCGGUGUAGUCACGGAAUUUCUGAGAAUGUAUGCCAAGUUUGAGUCACGGACGCAUUUGAAAGAAGUCUUCGUUUUGCCAAUUUUUGAGGUUAAAGCAACAGCCAAUCCGCCUGAAGAUAAGGCUUCGUUGAAGGAAAUGCUGAAAAAUAAAACUGCGAUACCUUUUCACGCGAAUAUCUGUGCUUCGUGUCACUCAGUGCCUCGACAAAAGGAAUGGAUUGCCGCAGAUCCAAAGCCAAAUGAAAUGAAAAUUCAUGCAACAGCGAAGCGAAGAGACUCAUUCGGGCAUUGGGAACCGAUUUAUAUUGGAACGCACAGUGAACCGUUGUACGAAGAAAUGCUUUCGUGGGAAGGAAAAAGUGACAAAAUGACACAAGGGUACACUCUGUGUAUCUUGGAUUACAAUUUUCAUGUCUUAAGUGAAGGAUUUUUGGUGCAUCGACCUGGCAUCAAGACUAUGGCUGAAGCACGACGACCAGCGCAAGAGAAUAUCAACAAUCAUUUGCUCAGAAGCCAGAUUGUGCCACAAAUUGAACGUCUUUUUGGCACACGAAAAGGCUGUACCGCCUAA